This is a messenger RNA of Sitodiplosis mosellana (orange wheat blossom midge), 2159 nucleotides long. RefSeq names its product probable cardiolipin synthase (CMP-forming) (gene CLS). Gene Ontology annotation, molecular function: cardiolipin synthase activity. The coding region runs from base 1080 to 2081 and encodes 333 amino acids. Lineage: Eukaryota; Metazoa; Arthropoda; Insecta; Diptera; Cecidomyiidae. Gene Ontology annotation, cellular component: membrane; mitochondrion. Gene Ontology annotation, biological process: cardiolipin biosynthetic process. The record is from RefSeq and is a predicted model, not a curated record. The transcript has 4 exons.
GCGGUGGUUUAUUGAAUUUCUACUCAAUUUUCAUUACAAUUAUGGCUGACAUAAAAUUUUAAAUAACAUUAAAUUUACAAGAAAGAUGCGUACCUCAAUAGCUGGAUUUGCGCUCAAUGUGCUGUAACAGAAAUUCGUGACGAUUGUUGCAAGUCGCUUCCAAGUUCUAAAUACAGACCCGUGAAUGCUUAUAAACAUCGAUCUUUUAAUAAACAGAUAGACAUACGUCGAGAUUGUCGUCUAUUUUAUUGAAAAGUUUCACCUUUCGAUUAUUCUUUCGAUGUCUAUCUAGGUUUGUAUUGUUCACUAUAUUCACGUUCUAUUGAUUGAUAUUUUUCUACUAUUCCUUAUAGAAAAAAUUUUUUUUUGGAUUUUUCAACGUUUCAAAGAUGUAAACAAAAUAAAACCAACUCUAUCGAGUUGCACUGAAUGGAUUUUUUUAAACUGUAUAAAAUGACACAGAUUACUUGGAAAUAGAAAUUGUAAACGAAAACAAAAGAACUGAAAGGAAAGCAAAAGGGCCAACUCAGCUAGAGGAAAGCUUCACUUGAUCCUAUGAAAUAAUUUUAUGUAGAUUUUAAUAAUCGAAAUUCUAGUUUAAAAUUUAUUGUUCAAUUUCUACAACAUUUAGCUUUUUGUUAGGAAAUAGCUACUUUUUGUGAAUAGACGCACAAAUCGAACAGAAACACAUAUAACAAUGGCGGAUACUUCAGUUUCGAAUGCCAAAAUGGUAUAGAUUGGGUAGCGUUCACUAAUCGAAUAAACCGGUUUGGCAUUCUAGAUUUAUAAAAACUUCAACAUUGAACACAAAAUUGUGUGUUUCGAAAUAUUUUCUGCAAAAUUCGAAUAUUCCAUUGACAUGUGAAAUGAAGAUGUUAAUGAGAAGAAAGUAAACGCGAAAAUAUUUACAUGAAUAUUUACAUUUGUCUAAAUUCUAGAGGAGCGAAAUGUCAAAUAGUUCUAAAAUGUAUACGAUUCUUACCAUUGAUGUGCAUGUGCUCGCGGUAUGUCAACAAUGCUAUCAAUUGGAUUGUUCUAAGAGUCUUUAUUUUCAAUAUUAAUUUUACUCUUAUAUUGAUAUGAUUGCAUCGAAACUUUUUCGAAAAAUGACACUCACUUAUUUGGUGCCUAAAUGCAAAAGCAUUUCAAUAGUGAAUAAUUGCAAUAAAUACACAAAUUGUACUGGUGUUUUUAAUUUUGAAUAUUCUAUACUAUGUACGGACAAGGCGAAAAAUGUAUCGCAUUUUUUUUUCGAUUACUCAUCAGACCAGAAACGUUUCUACACAAAUAUUGAUCGUAAAAACUUAAAUUACAAGUUUGAGAAAAGUAGAGAACUGAUAACAGAAAAAAGAAUGCGAAUGCGUGAGCGCAAGGAGAUUUUAGUGCAAGGGAUUCGUGAUAAAAAGUCGAAAGUCCAAGAGAAGGUCCGAGAAAUGGGGGAGAUUGUAGAGAGGGAGAAGUUACGGGAAAAUAUACUAACAAUCCCAAAUUUUUUAUGUGUGACUCGUAGUUGUUUAGCUCCAUACAUUGGAUAUGUUAUUGUUCAAGAACACUAUCAAUUGGCAAUCGGUCUUCUCCUUUUUGCUGGUUUAACGGAUUUGUUGGAUGGUUUUAUUGCACGAAAUUGGGUUUCGCAGGCCAGCAAACUUGGAUCAUUUUUGGAUCCAAUGGCAGAUAAAUUACUCGUAGGCUCUUUAGUUAUAUCUCUCUCUUGCUGCAGCUUAUUCCCUGCAUGGCUAUGUGGAUUGAUCAUCUUCCGUGAUUUAUUUUUAAUUAUUGCCGGCUUUGUCAUUCGAUAUAUAAGUUUGCCAUCACCGAGAACACUUACACGAUACUUUGAUGCAACACACGUAACAGCCAAAUUGAAACCAACUUUGAUCAGUAAAGUUAAUACAGCAGUUCAAUUGACCACGAUUGCCGCUAGUUUGGCAGCUCCAGUUUAUGGACUACUGGAUCAUUCAACUCUGGUCUGCAUGUGGUAUUUUACUGGUGUUACAACUGCAGCAGCUGCUACAAGCUAUAUCUUUUCUAAGGACACAUACCAACUAAUAAGAAAACGCGAAAAUAUAAAAACAUCUUGAAACACUAAUUCAUUGUAUGAUUAAAAAAAACGUUGAAUUUUUUUUAGUUAAUAAAACUAUUACAUUGAAGAACCUAGA